GAUUCGUCCCCAAAAACAUCUACCACACGAUUCGCGCCAUCCUUCGCCAUCCGUGUGGCCAUCCGUUGCCAUGGGUUUCCUUGAAGAGGCCACGCCCAUGUCCUGGGCGGAAAGCCAAAAGCACUUCGAGGCACUCAAGGCGAAUGGCAUCGAACAGUUCCUGACGAUCUGGCGGCAGCACUCCGAGCGGGAGGACCAGGAGAUGCUGUGGGGCGACGAACAGGAAUAUGCUUUGGUGGAAGUGGGUCCCGGAGCCGAUGACGUACGACUACUCCUUCGCGCUCAUAUGGCGUUACAAACGCUGAAGGGGCGCAGUGAGGCAUACGAGGCGAAGGUGACCUCGAGUGCUCUUUGGAGUCCUGAGAUGGGCAAUCACAUGGUGGAAGGCGUCACGAAGCCGCCGUACCAAGCGUCCUUGGAUGAGAUCGACCUGGUGGAGGAGUCCUUGGCCUUCCGCCGUCGAGAGCUCAUGGAGGUGGCCAACGGCUUGGGCUCGGAACGGGGCUGGCAGGGCUUGGUGUGGACCUUCGCCAACUUCCCACUGCUUGGCACUCCUGGUGGCCAAGCGCCUGCGCAGCCGGCGUCGCCCAAGCGAUCGGACGGCCUGGGCUCCAGAUCCCGCUUCGUACCUGAUGAGGUCAUCACACCUCAUCCACGUUUCUUGGCCUUUGUGGCCAACAUCCGAACCCGCAAGGGCGCGAAGACCGCCGCCCUGCUGCCGUUGGCCACGGACGCCUCGGGCACGUGCGAAGAGGCAGAGGAGAUCUCGGAGAAGCUGCCUUGGGAACUGGAGGACGGUGUCGUGCAGCAAUAGAAGAACGCGGAUGCAGACGCUGUCAACUUCUGGAAUUUGAAUUAAAAACAUCCUCAUGUUUUCUCAACUACCUUUGGCAGACCAUCCAUGGUGUAGUCCUGGCUUUUGAAGGCCUGUUGAAACCACUGCUUGGACCCAGGCAGGACAUGGCAUGACCGUCCCCAAUAGGUUCC
This is a messenger RNA of Durusdinium trenchii, 987 nucleotides long. The record is from the annotation of a GenBank genome assembly. NCBI's taxonomy places the organism in Eukaryota, Dinophyceae, Suessiales, Symbiodiniaceae.